AGAACAGGUCCACUGAAUUGUUGCGCUGUUUCUACACCACGAAGAUCAACAACGUCUAACGUCUGUCUGUCUGAUUGAUUUUGCUUCAGUAGUUCAAUCAGUUUAGUGGAUAUUUUCCAUAGUGAUACAGCAGGAACAGUUAGGAACGAACCUACAAUCAUCUUCAUUAAAUAGGACGGGAUUAAAAGUAAAGGAUAAAACUGGCAUUUUGAUCCUUGUAUCAUUAUUGACACGAUGAUGUUCACCAACAAGAAAAACAGCUUGCCACCGAGGCCCCACAUGCCAGACCAUAAACACAUGCUGGAGGAUCUGGACAGAGCCGUGGUGGACGACGUAGCGUUCAAAAUCAUAAGUGAUUUGUGCAAAAAGGAAACCUACGGUCCGACGGGUACUAACAACUCUGACGAUAUAUACAAAAAAGUGAAAACCUAUUUGAAUACCAAACAGCAAUUGAAGCAACUGGAGUGUACUUUGAAGAAAGAGGGACAACAAAUGCUCGCAGACAAUGAAGAGAUAAAGAGGCUUGCGGACGAUAUUAGGAAGCAGGCGCAAGCCGCUCUGGUAACAUAAUGGGAGAAAUAAAUUCAUAUUUGCGAGGGUAUGCUAGUCACAUGGCGGUAUUGAGUUUCAACAAUUAAUUCGUCUCGAAUCGAGAAACUACGCUAAAACGAUUAUAUAAUUUAUUCCACAAAAUUUUGGCCAUUGUCAAUCUUUAGCCAAUAAUGUUUCUAUUUGUAUCUUUAUCUGGAGCUCCUUAGAACUUCUGCUUAUUUAAAGUAAGUAGACGAAUUCAUCUGUUACAUAGAAAAUAUUUUUGAAUUAAUAAUUCAAUGUAAAUUUGAUUAAUGUCUGUGAUUUAAAAAAAAACAUUCGCCAAU
Molecule: messenger RNA, 878 nt
Organism: Temnothorax curvispinosus
Lineage: Eukaryota; Metazoa; Arthropoda; Insecta; Hymenoptera; Formicidae
Exons: 2
Coding region: 235-570 (111 amino acids)
Source: RefSeq, a predicted model, not a curated record